UUCCUUUACCCACACGGAUGGCGAGCAGAAAAAAAGCUUUUGCAAAAAAUGAGAGGAAAGGGAGGUAUAACGGAGAUAAGGAGCGCAGCAAGAAUCAUAAAAAAGAUAACAAAGCAAAUCAUGCAAGAAUGGAGCAUAAAAACAGCGGAAGAAUACGGAAUAGCGAUGACAAAUCUUCUAAGUUUAAUAAAAACGAUUUUAAGAGUGCGAAAAAUAAUGUAAUAGGUGGUAGAAGGAAAUCAGAGAUGAAACACAAUAGAGAUAUUGGCCAAAAUCGGAGGAUAACGGAUAAUAAGCAUGAAAGAAAGGCACCCGUAAACGCAAUAGACAAAAGAAUUAGCGAGAAUAAAAGAAAACGCGAGGAAGAAAAACAAAAAAAAAAGCAGCUUAAAGAGGGUGAGCAGGAGCUUGAGAAUAAUUCACAGCUACGCAAAAUUUACUACAUGGAGGAAAAUGUAGAUGAGGUUGGCAAAUUUGUUGAGAGCGCAACCAAGGAUGUCAUAAAAGAAGAAAUUUCAUAUCUUGGGUAUUUGGUCAAACAGAAGGAGUACGACAGAUCGCUGUGUGCAUUUAUGGUUGAAAACAUAUCAAAAUGCAUUGGUAAUAACAAUUUGACGAGUUUUUUAAAUAUUAUGUUCAAGCUCGUGGAGAUAAUAUCGAUCAAGAAGAGUGUAUAUCACUUGAAAAUCAUACAAAGCAUCCUAAGAAUACCGUUUUACAUCCCUCUAGGCUUAAAACUCAUAGAAUUGUUCAAGAUGGGCAUUGCGAUCAAAGAUACCAAAGCCAUAGGGAAGAAGGUUGAUUACAGCAAGGUAAAGUUAACCACAGAGUAUUUAAAAUCUGAAGAAUUGAAAGAAUUUAUUUUGGAAGAAUCGUUAGCGCUGCUUUUUGCGCACUUGAACAGCAUCUCUGAUUCGCUGGGAUUCCCAGAAGUAUCGUAUCAUGUUCUGAAAGAACUGAAGGAAAUCAAAGAGGAUAACAUUGAUCUAAAAGAUCUGAUUGAGCGUAUAGAAGGGCAGGUUGAUGUCAUCAAGAAUAAAAGAAAAGGAAUAAAGUUUAUCAGUGAAAAGGACAUUAGAGAGUUUGAGCUAAGUACUAAUAAGAUGGUAGGUUGAGCAA
This is a messenger RNA of Vavraia culicis subsp. floridensis, 1119 nucleotides long. RefSeq lists its product as uncharacterized. Bases 18 to 1115 code for a protein of 365 amino acids. Gene Ontology annotation, cellular component: Noc2p-Noc3p complex; nucleolus; nucleoplasm. NCBI's taxonomy places the organism in Eukaryota, Fungi, Microsporidia, Pleistophoridae. The record is from RefSeq and is a predicted model, not a curated record. Gene Ontology annotation, biological process: ribosomal large subunit biogenesis. The transcript has a single exon.